Durusdinium trenchii is the source of this 869-nucleotide messenger RNA. Lineage: Eukaryota; Dinophyceae; Suessiales; Symbiodiniaceae. The record is from the annotation of a GenBank genome assembly.
GAAUCCCUGGCAAUACCAUCACCUACAACACCUUGCUGGAUGCUUGCGCAAAGUGCAGCGCUAUGGCACGCGUGCCCGCCAUCUUUGAGAAGAUGAGGCAGUGUGAUGUGGAGCCAGACCGCAUCACCUACUCUACAUUGAUCAAGGGCUACUGUGUGGCAGGUGAGCUGGAUUGUGCUUUCAAGCUUUUUGAAGAGCUGAAAGCAGAUGGAAAGCUCGACCUGGAUGAAAUUGUCUACAAUUCCUUGCUUGAUGGCUGCAGCCGAAAGCAGAAACCCCAGAAGGCUAUGGAGUAUUUGCAGGACAUGAUCAGUGUGGGAAUUCAGCCGUCCAACUACACCUUGAGCAUCAUGGUAAAGCUCUUGGGUCGUGCAAAACGCUUGAAUGAAGCACUGAAGCUGGCCAAUGACUACCGCAAGGAGUUCAACCUCAAGCUCAACGUGCAGGUCUUUACUUGCUUGAUGCAAGCUUGCUUGCUGAACAAGAAAGUUCAGAAGGCACUUGACAUCUACAAGGAGAUGAUUGGUGAGUUGGGUCGGCUGCCUGAUCGCAAAGCUCACACUGUCUUGGUGGAAGGGUGCCUCAAUGCGGGUGCCUUUGAGCAGGCACUACAGGUGUGCCGCUGCGCCUACGGCUUCGGCUCUCCGGAGCUCGCCGUGCGGGGCGGAGUCACAGUCGGUGUGGAGCCGAAGGCCCUGUCCGACUUGGCCAACAAGGUCUCCUCUGGCAAGGUCGAGGAGGUGGAAGCUGCCAUGGAGGUCUUCGAUGUGGCGGACCCCAGCGGGAAGCUGCGCGCCAAAGCCAGUCGGGAGAGCCAGAUGUCGGGAAGUGCCUCAAGGAGAUGGAGAACACCCACAUCAGUGGUGUGA